AUGACCACUAACACGACUUGCCAGCUGGCCCUGAAAGAGUGGGCGAUAACCGUGCGGGCGCUGGCCGACGGUGACCAGAUAAUGAUGCUCCGCAAGGGCGGCAUCCACGAGGAGAGCAAGGAUUUCCGCGUCGUGCAUCCGGAAUUCCUGCUGUAUCCCACCUACCUGCACCAGCGUGAAGACCUGCUGAAAGACAGCCACCAGCCCACGCUGCGGCAAUUGCUGUCCGACAGCCCGGCCGACGAUGACAACGUGAUGUUCACCCAUUGGGCGCAGGUGCAUGAACUGCUGGAAAUCGACCAGCUGGGCAAAGUCGAAGACCUCGCUCCCCAUCACAUCUGGACCGACACGUACGCCGAGUCCCGCCUGCACUGGAAACCAAUGGUUCCGCUGACCAUCAUGCUGCUGCGUGUUUACCAGAUGGAAUCACCGGUUACGGUUCCCUACAUUCCUGAAUACGGCGGCUGCAAAUCCUGGGUCGACAUCAUCCCCACCGUGCGACUCGGCCAGAUGACGCCGGUGGUUGACGACGCGACAUUCGCCAAAAUGGUGGAAGCCGUCCGCGGUAGCCUCGGCCUCGUAACCGCCUAG
Messenger RNA from Geodia barretti, 591 nucleotides. The record is from the annotation of a GenBank genome assembly. NCBI's taxonomy places the organism in Eukaryota, Metazoa, Porifera, Demospongiae, Tetractinellida, Geodiidae.